CUAACGUUAACCGUUAGCAGCAGGGCAUGUAGAACACAACGAAGAACUACAGUCAUGUUCCUGCUUGAUAGCUACUGUCAGUUGCAGUAAAUGUGACGGGCAAGUUGGAGCACAACGAAACACAUGCAGACAAUUUCGGGAAUGAAAGGUGUGUGUCCCUAACACAAGCAGCAGUGAUGGAUGGAGAAGCCCAGAGGGCGACGGCAUCCUGGGGGAACGGGACUCUGGCUCCCGGGGACCACCUUCGCUCAGACAGGGCAGAGAGCCCCACCCCGGGUCUGGUGGAGGGAACAGAACCAGGUGCUGGUCAGAAGAGUGCCAUGUUCGUCCAUGCCCAGUCCUUCGAGGAUCUGACCGCUGAGGCUGAGGAAGAAGUCCGUAGAGAGGCCGACAUCAACAAUCCAGGGGAUAGUGAAGAGGAGCUGAAUGUGCUGGUGGGAGAGAAGGAGCCACACCUUACGUCAGAGAGUAAGUCUAAGGAGGAAGACGUGUCCAGCGAGGCGUGGAGGAGCCACAGAAAACACGUGUUUGUGCUGAGCGAGGCUGGAAAGCCGAUCUACACCCGCUAUGGCACGGAGGAGGCUCUAUCCAGCACCAUGGGGGUGAUGAUGGCCCUCGUGUCCGUCGUUGAGUCCGAGAAGAACACCAUUCGAUCCAUCCAUGCAGAUGGCUGUAAAGUGAUUUUCCUCACCAAGAGCCCUCUGGUGCUGGUGGGCGUGUCCCGCACCUCUCAGUCGGACAAGGAGCUGCUGCGGGAGCUGCAGUACAUCUACUACCAGAUCGUCAGCCUGCUCACCCUCACCCAGCUCAAUCACAUCUUCCAGCAUAAGCAGAACUACGACCUGCGCCGCCUGCUGGCCGGCUCCGAGUACCUCACCGACAACCUGCUGCACCGGCUGGACCGAGACCCCGGGCUGCUGCUCAGCGCCGUCACCUGUCUGCCUCUGGCCAGCUCCGCCCGGGACACGGUGUCCUCCAGCCUGCAGGCCGCCAAGUCCAAGAAUCUGGUGUUCUCCAUCCUGCUGGCAGGGGACCGCCUGGUCACUCUGCUGAGGAAGAAGGACCAGUUCCUGCACCACAUAGACUUGCACCUGGUGUUCAACCUCGUCGGCUCCUCUUCGUCGUUCCGGGAGGGCGAGGGCUGGACGCCGAUCUGUCUGCCAAAGUUCAACACCGCGGGUUUUUUCCACGCUCACAUUUCUUACCUGGAGCCCGCCUCCCAGCUCUGCCUCAUCCUGGUCUCGACCGACCGAGAGGACUUUUUUAACAUGUCCGAAUGCAAGCAGCGCUUCCUGGAGAGGCUGAGCAGGCGCACUGCCUACCAGGCCCUGAAGGAUGCUCUGAAAUCUCCCACCUAUUCUGUUGAGCAUGUCGGCAUCCCGGAGCUCAGGCACUUCCUGUACAAAUCAAAGAGCUCAGGGCUGUACACCAGUCCAGAGUUCCCUGAUGUGUAUAUAUCUGACUCGGAGCAGGAGAGGCUGAUGGGAUUGUACCAGGAGCUCCACAGCAGCUUGCACCAUCCGACCAGACCUCUCCGCUUCUUCUACCGCUGUGGGGAAAGAGAAAACCUGCUGGCGUGGGUGACGAGCGGCUUCGAGCUCUACCUCUGCUUCAGCCCUUUGGGGACCAAGGCCCUGGCCGUCGCUGCUGUCACCAAACUGCUGAAGUGGAUCAGGAAGGAGGAGGAUCGCCUCUUCAUCCUGAGUCCUCUCACAUACUGAGCCCGUCUGCAGACUCACCUCCUGAAACUAAAAGCAUCACCCUGAACAACAGCAGCUGCAGGAGGUGCAGCUCUGUGUCAACUACUGAUUGUCGGAGCAAUGCUUCCCACCCCCCCUUUGCUUCUGGAUUCUUCUAAUCUAACUCACAGAUUUCUGAUGAUUGUGCAAUGAAAGAAAGCAAUUUAUUUUGAUUUGUUUUAUAACUUCAAAUGUAAAAAAACAGCAUCAUCAAUGACUCACAAACAACUCGAUGGGUGGUGUUGGUACGCUUUUGGAAGUUGUUUCUUAAACGAUUGUUUUACCUGACAGAAAAAUUCCUUUCUGAUUUUAUUCUUUUAAAUAAAUGCUCGAGCUCUUAAAAGUCAAGAGUUUAAUUUGAAUUGAAAAACUGGAAUUUGUUGUGGCCCUGCAGGAGGCUAUCCUCUCUUGUCUUGAGACACGAGUCAACCACAUUCCUUUUGUGUUUUAUCUUUUACAUGAUGACCAAUUACUGUAUCGUCAUUUCACCUCUAUGCACCUUCUUUAUGCAAAAGGAUCUCCGAAGACAAACGUGUUUAUGACUCUGUAAACUGUUUACUGCUGUCUUUGUUUGGAUUGUUAUUGUCUUAUCAUGAAAUCUAAAUGUCCAUUAUUCUUUCAAUGACCAUUGGAACAUUUCAAAAUUUGCCAAAAUCUACACAUUAGUUAAGAACAGUAUUGUAUGAAAUGUAAUGUGCUUGUGUCUAAUCAUUAAGGUUCGCUGUAUUUCAUAGGAUCCCGUUGCCACAUCUGUCUCCACUAAUCAUGCCUUAACUAGUGGUGAUUGUGAUGAAUAAAUAUGGCUCGUAAUGAAA
Molecule: messenger RNA, 2554 nt
Organism: Eleginops maclovinus (Patagonian blennie)
Lineage: Eukaryota; Metazoa; Chordata; Actinopteri; Perciformes; Eleginopidae
Gene: mon1a
Product: MON1 secretory trafficking family member A
Exons: 6
Coding region: 177-1721 (514 amino acids)
Biological process (GO): vesicle-mediated transport; protein targeting to vacuole
Cellular component (GO): Mon1-Ccz1 complex
Source: RefSeq, a predicted model, not a curated record